Messenger RNA from Bursaphelenchus xylophilus (pine wood nematode), 1167 nucleotides. NCBI's taxonomy places the organism in Eukaryota, Metazoa, Nematoda, Chromadorea, Rhabditida, Aphelenchoididae. The record is from the annotation of a GenBank genome assembly.
AUGAACCAUUCGUCCUUUGACAGUAUCUACUUAACUAGUGCCGACAUUCUAUCCUCCCCAUUGUUCUCUCGAAAUGCGUGGCAGCUCCAUCUUGACUAUCUACGUCAAUACGGCGAUCAACCGACCAAUGACGCUCGUGAUCGAGAAACAUUCAAGGUCCUAGGUAGAACACAGGUUUUCCAAAACCUCAUCCAAAUAUGCCGCAAGAUUCAUGUAGUUUAUGGCACUACUCUACCAGAUAUCCUCGAAGACUUAUCCCGACCUCUCAACCAGAUAAAUGACCCCACUAUUUCCCCUCAGGUGACCUUUGACCGUUUGAAAUUAGUUUUAAGUGAGCUCCGUCAAUUUGAGAAACAAGCAAAUACCCUCCUAGGAGAGCUCAGCGAUGUCUGUUACUCCAACAACGUUCCUAACGAGUCUUUGAAUAUCUUCUUGUCAUCCAUUGAGAGGCCUAUCAUGUCAGCAAUAAUUAAGUAUUGGAGCAAUAGUUGUAAGGAAAAAAUAGCUGUCCUUGAAGAAUCCUUGGAUCCACGAAACUCCCACAAGUUCGAAACCAUUUCUCCUGUUACCCCUCCAAAGCUCUCAAAUCUCGUUCCGACUUUCUCUUCUUCCCCAAUUCUUCCGUUAGGUCUUCUUCCUCCCAUGAAUUCUCCGCCGAAGCGAUUAGGUAUCGAUCUGGCAAAGGCCAAAGUUCCCCGUUUCACUGGUCGAAAAGAUGAAUUCCCCAUGUUUUUCGCCUUGCUGAAUGAGGUCCUCGACUAUAACAGAGAUUACCCCGAGACUACUCGCAUAGGAUUCCUCGUUUCCAAUCUUGGCGGUGAACCCUUGACUAGCAUUCAGUCAAUUCCAAUCCGAGCAGGUAGUUUAGCCAUCAUGUUGAAGUCCCUCCAGGAUAGAUACGGUGACUCUGAAGAUCAAGUCGACCGGUUGAUAAAGAUUCUCAAGGAUAAAAGGCUUUCUGUUCCUCGUACCCAUCAAGAAUUGACAUCGUGGUAUUAUCAGCUGCGUGAUAUGAGUGUCUGCCUCCUUUCCUCCACUUCCGAAGCCCAAGAACGCCUGUUUCUCUCUUGUCUGUUCGAUUCCCUUCCUUUCAAUAUUCAUGAAUCCAUAGUUGCUUCCUUCGAUCGUUCAGGUCAAAAGGCUACCGGUCAAGAAUGUCAUCAAUGA